Molecule: messenger RNA, 2987 nt
Organism: Betta splendens (Siamese fighting fish)
Lineage: Eukaryota; Metazoa; Chordata; Actinopteri; Anabantiformes; Osphronemidae
Gene: tmc6a
Product: transmembrane channel-like protein 6
Exons: 17
Coding region: 298-2616 (772 amino acids)
Cellular component (GO): plasma membrane
Molecular function (GO): mechanosensitive monoatomic ion channel activity
Source: RefSeq, a predicted model, not a curated record
GUGGGUAAUAGGACACAGCUGCGGCGACUGAGACACAGUGAGAGGAAGUGUGCUUGAAGGGCUUUGAUAGUUACUCAGAAAUAGACUGUCCGUCAUUUGCAUCGUCUCGUACUCUACUUGUGAGGAAGUUGACUGAUGUGCAGCAUAAACUUCAGCAUUUCACAAGAAGCAGCGCUGCACUUCUUCCACCGCGCGUGAUGGUGUGGUUGUGGUGCGUGGGAUCACCCGCCGUCUCCUUGGGCGGGUUCUGAUCAGGACUGGUUGACGCUGAGCCGUGGCUGCAGGCCCUCGAGGACCAUGGCGCGGAGCGUGACCGUCAGUGAUCACAUCUGUGAGGUGGACUCUGACUAUGAGAAUAUGGGAGAUGAGCCAGGUCAGAGGUGCAUGGUCCAGUUUGAAAGUGAAUCGACGGCAAGCGGCCAGACGUCCCCCGAAUCCUUGGAAAUGGAGGUUUUAGAAAGCGCAGACAAUGCUCCGAUACAGAGGCACCGCUGGUCAGCUGCUACCCUCAGGGUCAUGUCUUCAAUGCCAAGUUCCACCGCCGGGAGAAGCAGCGCGGCAGCUGUUGCCCUCCGCUCCAGACGCUCAUCUCUGCACCGACGCACCGAUCCGGUCUCGUCCCGUGACCCUUCGCGGCCCCUGAGGCGGCUCCGCGAGGACGCGGGGGAGGCCGGCGGCGAGGGGGACGCGCUGGCGUCCGGCCUGCGGGGCCUCUCCGUCGGCGACGGCAUGCGGAGGCUGCGGGCGAUGCCGCUCAGCCUGGCCGACAAGAUGGAGCUCAGGAGACUUGCCUUCAGCGACGUAACUGGGAGCUCGCUCAUGAGCAGAAGCCGGUGUAGAGGCAGACAGGUAGUGCUCCGGCUCAGAUUCCAUCCUUUUUACUCAUUUAUUUACUCAUUCAUUUAUUUCUCUCUCUCUCUCUCGCCUCAGACUUGGUGUCACCCCCCCUCCGGCUGCUCCUCGCUCCUCGGCUCCCUGCAGCUGUGGCAGGUGCCCUUGAAAAGGCUGAGCGGACGCUUCGGGACGGGGGUCCUCUCCUACUUCCUGUUCCUGCGAACCCUCCUGCGCAUGAACCUCUUCCUGUUCAUCGUUCUGGGCCUGUUCGUGGCCGCCCCUCAGCUGCUCAACCCUCCACCGCACGGCCCUAAAAAUGACCCCUUUACUGGCCUGGAGCUUCUCACGGGCGCGGGUUACAUCACACAUAGUGUGAUAUUUUAUGGCUACUAUACAAACACAAACACAAACGCAAGCGAUCGAUGUCAAGCCCAUGACCCACUUGGCUGUUUGAAGUACAACAUACCUGCCGCCUACUUCCUCACCAUCGCCAUCACCUUCUUCGUCAUCUGCGUUCGUCUGGUCUACAGCGUGUCCAAGGCCUUGGGGAAGAGUCUCCAUGUCAAGUCCAACAGGAACCUGGCGGUGAAGGUCUUCUGCUCCUGGGACUUUAAAGUCUGCAAGAAGUCCUCCAUCAGGCUUCAGUCUGAGAAGAUCAGCACUCAGCUCAAAGAGCUGCUGUCGGACAUGAUCCUGGGGAAGGAGGAGAAGAGCUGCGCUCAGAAAUGCGGCUCUGUCCUGGUGCAUCUGCUGACGUGGGCCGUGUGUGUGGCCUGCAUCGCCGGCAGCGCCUGGGGCAUCCACAGCCUGUCAGAGGCCAGAAUCAAGAAUCCCCCCAAGGACACGGAGCUGCUGUACUUUCCCGUUGUGGUGUCGGGCGUGAACCUGCUGCUUCCUGGCGUCUUCAACCUGAGUGCCUGGGCAGAGAGCAGCCACUCGCCCAGCGUUCGCGUCUACGUCUCCGUCUUCAGGAACCUGCUGCUGAAGGUCAGCAUUUUUGGCGUGUUGUGGUACCGCUGGUUGAAGGGAAUCGCUUGGGAAUCGGGCCUAGAGUGUUGGGAAAACGCCGUCGGGCAAGAGCUGUAUUCUUUGCUCGUGAUGGACUUCAUUUUCACGGUGCUCUACACUCUGAUGGGCGAGUUCCUGUGGAGGCUGUUUACUAAGCAUAUGCUGAUAAGGAAGAGGAAGCCGGUGUUCGACAUUGCUCGUAAUGUGCUGGAACUCAUAUACGGACAAACUCUUACUUGGCUGGGGGUGCUGUUCGCCCCGCUGCUCCCCGCCGUCCAACUCCUGAAGCUCUUCCUGCUGUUCUACAUAAAGAAGAACAGCGUGAUGCUCAACUGCCAGGCCUCCACCAAGCCCUGGAGGGCCACUCAGAUGUCCACGCUGUUCCUCACGCUCCUCUGCUUCCCCUCGUUCUUCGGCGCUGCCGUUUCUGUCGCUUAUACGUUGUGGACGAUUCAGCCCUCGCGAGUAUGUGGCCCUUUCAGGAAUCGCACUAAGAUGUUUGAGUCCGUGAAGGAGUCAGAGAACUCCCACACGGUCCUGUCUUGGCUCGACAAGGUGUACAGCUUCCUGGUGGACUAUCCACUGCUGCCAUUUCUCACCUCUGGAGUCUUUCUAUUUGUGAUUUAUUUUCACUCUCAAGUCGUUGAUGGUCAAAGGAAAAUCAUCUCUCAAUUGGAAAAGCAAAUUGAAAAUGAGGGAAACGACAAACUCUUUCUCAUCACCAAACUGCAAGAAAUGCAUGAACGAGAAGGUUUGGCUCCUUCACACAGAUGAGCUCUUUGCACUGUUUUCUCUUCUGUGGAUGUAACAAACUUUACCACUUCAGCGUUUUAUUGAGGGUUCUCUAUUUAAGAGUAUUUAACUAAAUUUCCUCCUUGUUAUGUGGCUGAAUUAAGCUCACUACAUGCUGUAGUGAGCUUGAUGUUGAAGAUGUUAUCAUCAGAGACGAGCAUGUAGAUUAGGGCCAGGAUGGAUGUAGCAGCAUCAGGAAUGUGUGUUUCCUGCCAAGAAGAAAACCUGUCAUAAAAAAAUGUGAGUGUGUGCAUGAGUGAGACGCUUGCGUUACAUACUGGAUGUUUAUAUGGGUAUAAUUUUGUAUUUGUAAUUAUAGUAUUUGUCAUUUUAAUUUAAUAGAAAAAUACAAA